Molecule: messenger RNA, 1016 nt
Organism: Fundulus heteroclitus (mummichog)
Lineage: Eukaryota; Metazoa; Chordata; Actinopteri; Cyprinodontiformes; Fundulidae
Gene: tnnt2d
Product: troponin T2d, cardiac
Exons: 12
Coding region: 153-875 (240 amino acids)
Biological process (GO): sarcomere organization; cardiac muscle contraction; regulation of muscle contraction
Cellular component (GO): troponin complex
Molecular function (GO): troponin I binding; troponin C binding; tropomyosin binding
Source: RefSeq, a predicted model, not a curated record
AGCCAUAGGGUGCUGCAGUCACAUGACCCCUGAAGGGUUGGACCUUGUCUCCUUGAUGCUCAGCCUGCUGGUGAAGCUCAAGGAGCUGAAGUCUGAAAGUUGCUCAUCACUGACCUCCAUCUGUCUGGGUCACAGAGCUCAACCUGAACCAAAUGUCGGACACAGAGGAAGUAGCGGGCGAGGAGGCUCAAGAGGGAGAAGAUGAAUCCAAACCCAAGCCCAAAUUUCUGUCAAAUAUGACGGCCCCAAAGAUGCCUGAAGGUGAAAAAGUGGACUUUGAUGACUUCUACAGGAAGCGACAGGAGAAAGACCUGGGCGAGCUGCAAGCUUUGAUUGAAGCUCACUUUGUCCAGAGGAAGAAGGAGGAAGAGGAGCUCAUCGCCCUUGUUAACAGAAUUGAGAAGCGUCGCGCCGAGAGAGCCGAACAGCAGAGGAUCAGGGCAGAGAGGGAGAAGGAGAGGCAGGCCAGACUUGCUGAGGAGAAGGAGCGCAAGGAGCAAGAGGACCAGCGUAAGAAGUACGAUGAGGACGCUAAGAAGAAGAAGGCCCUCUCAAACAUGAGCCAGCAGUACGGCGCUGGACAAAAGAGCGACACCAGGAGAGGAGGCAAGAAGCAAACCGAGAGGGAGAAGAAGAAGAAGAUCCUGGCUGAACGCAGGAAGCCUCUCAGCGUUGAUCAUCUGAAUGAGGACAAACUUAAGGAGAAGGCCAAGGAGCUGUGGGAAUCGCUGAGGGGCUUGGAGUCGGAGAAGUUUGAUCUCAGCGAGAAAGUCAGAAGACAGAAAUAUGAUAUUAACCAGCUUCUCUGCAGAGUUCAGGACCACCAGAGUGCCAAAGGUCGCGGUAAAGGCAAGAUGGGCGGCCGGGUGAGGUAAAGCUGCUGCCAGAGCCGAGGAAGACCUUCACAGCAGCAGCUGACCUGCUCAGAUACGCGGAUCGUGUUCAUUGUCCUGUUGUCUUGGGGUACAUGUCAACCAUCAUGAGAUUAAAAGAAUAAAACAAGUCACUUCAGCCAC